CAGUUGGAAAAGUUGUUUGAUUCUCACGCACGCCUGCGUUGUUCGUUCUAUUGUGAAUUCUUUUAUAUUUAUGAGCUCGUCCCUUGAGCAGUUAUAAGCAUUUUGCAAAAUGAGCAAUAAAGACUUUUAUCUCCGGUAUUACGUUGGCCAUAAAGGAAAAUUUGGACAUGAAUUUCUGGAGUUCGAAUUUCGCCCUGACGGUAAGCUGCGCUAUGCAAACAACUCAAACUACAAGAAUGACACCAUGAUUCGAAAGGAGGCAUAUGUUCACAAAUGUGUCAUGGAAGAGCUGAAGAGGAUCAUUGCUGAUUCAGAAAUCAUGCAGGAGGACGACGCGCUGUGGCCGCAGCCUGACAGGGUGGGACGCCAGGAGCUGGAGAUCGUCAUCGGCGACGAACACAUCUCCUUCACCACCUCCAAAAUCGGCUCACUGGUCGAUGUCAACAACUCAAAGGACACUGACGGGCUCCGGUGCUUCUACUACCUGGUCCAGGAUCUCAAGUGUCUGGUCUUCUCGCUCAUCGGCCUCCACUUCAAGAUCAAGCCCAUAUAGGCGUCCGGCAGCGACGGCUCAGUGGAGCAUCGCGCCCCAGUCACGUGUCGAAGCUGCCUGGUGUCCUCCGUUUCGCGUCUCGCAUAACCAGCCGGCAAGUCCGAUCAUUUCACCAAUAUAAUACACAGUGUGUUUAAUA
Molecule: messenger RNA, 692 nt
Organism: Amphibalanus amphitrite
Lineage: Eukaryota; Metazoa; Arthropoda; Thecostraca; Balanomorpha; Balanidae
Product: protein mago nashi homolog
Exons: 5
Coding region: 110-553 (147 amino acids)
Biological process (GO): RNA splicing
Cellular component (GO): exon-exon junction complex; nucleus; catalytic step 2 spliceosome
Source: RefSeq, a predicted model, not a curated record